AUGAGCGACUGGGUCCGUCGCGCUCAAGUUUACAGUCCAAGUCAUGCACAAUGGCAGUUCUUUGCUCUCUCGCUCGGCACUUCAACUCUAUUCUUCCUGUAUUUUCUCUACUGGAAUCGUCUACUCGCGGCCGUCAUCUGCUUUCUGCUACGCUUUACGACUUGGGCCAAGCAUGAGCCCGGCAGCUUUUGGAUAGAGGCUGAGUCUGCACAUAUUUCGCUCAUCUCGGGGCGUCUCGUCCUACGCGACCUCAGAUAUUAUUCCGCCAAUCAGACCAUUCGAGCAGUCAAAUGCUACAUUACAUGGAGAUAUUGGUUCUGGAGAGUACGAGAAAAUGACGACAUCUCUUAUAGCGAAGUCGAGGAGCCAAAGUCAAACGUUUCUGCCAUCCCGUGCCGCAUACUUCUCAGCUUUGAGGGAUUAGAGUGGCUCCUCUACAACAGAACCAUGGUGUUUGACGAAAUACUCAAGCAGGCGACUGCAUCAGCAUCAGACGAAGCAGGUUACAGCCAGAGUUCUAUGGGAAAUGAACGCAGUGGAUGGAGCCCUGAAACGCGUGCAAGUGGCCUCCCUGCAAGCACAAAUGCGAAUGGUCAGCCAAAGAGCAUCAACGAACAACGCUAUCCACCCUUGGGGUUUCGAAUUGGACUCCCCAGAAUGGACAUACCGUCCAAACUAUGGGCAUGGAUCCUUACAAAACUUCCCAGGGUCGAGCUCAACGAUCUCCUGCCCAUCGCCCUUGAGGCCACCCAUGGAGCAAUCAUGCUUGGAAAUGCAUCGACACCAUCACUCUUUACGGUGACAUUUAAGAGUGGGAAAGGCACUUACAGUCUACGUCCGGCGAAAUCAAGAUUUGACGAGUAUCGUCAAAGUUACCAGCUUCGGUUCCAACAGGUUUUACUGACAGCAGAGGACAAUCCGGACUAUCAAACAUCCAUGGUGGAGACAGGAAGACAAGUUCAUGAGACCUUUAGAAAGGCAAAGCCAACCGGUACCCUUGGGCUUGGGUUCUCAUCUUUCCGUGCAUCUCUGAGAUGGGUUACGACAUCUCUGAUUGGCAUAUAUGAGACGAAGGAGGAGCAUAAACCCGCAGAAUGGGUGGGCUUACAAGCGUUCAUGACGGAAGCCGAAAAAGAGCAAGCAAAGAAGGACGAGGAAGAAGAAGCUCGCCGUAUAUCCGAGCGAAAGAAACUGGAGGUUGGCCCAGAGUAUGCGAUUGAGCGCAGAUUGGUGCAAACGGACAGACUCGACUUGCUUUAUUAUGCCGACGUCGCUGGUAAAGUGCCUGAAAAUCCGGUGCCGAUGGAAGGAACGGAAGAGAUAGUCGACGUCGGAAAUGGUGACAUUGCACCUGGUUGGGGUAUCGACCUUGUCGUUCAUGGUGGAACAUUGUCGUACGGUCCAUGGGCCGAUCGCCAACGGGCGCAUCUUCAAAAGGCUCUCUCCCCUCCGACGUGGUCAGUCGCUUCUCCCUUCAAGAAACUCAAACCUGGGGAUCCUCGCCUCUGUACCCAAUUCAAACUCCAUGUCGAGUUUGCAGAGGAGGUUCAGCUACGCCUUCCAUGCAGGGAGGCAUCAAAGGAUUGGCAAUUCGAUGGUUUACCGGACAUGGGUAUUCAUCGUCGACAAGCCGCACAGCUGGGUUUGAAAGCUGCACGCAACUCGACUAUCCACUACACGAUGCCAAUGGUCGCUUCUGUUGCUGGAUAUCAAACCACCGUCAGGAUCGAGCUUCUGAAUGUGAUCGCCGAUUCAAGCCUGAACAAUGAAUCUUUUCUGGAAGCAGAAUCGUGCUAUAUCCGAUGCAACCUCCCAAGCCCUUUGCGCUGGGACGAAGCUCGUACAUGGGAAUUCCUUGUCUCUCUCCACAAGCCGGUUGCAUAUAUUCUGCGAGAUCACAUUACUCUUUUUACCGAUCUAGGAAAGGACUGGAGUGCUGGUCCUCCUACAGCGCUCCCACAGUUUAUUCCGAUGCUCUAUGUGGUCAGGUUGAAUCUAAAGGAGUAUGCCAUUUCUCUGCCUGUCAAUGACCAGAACAUCGUGGACUCCCUGAAAGACCAAGAUGCCAAUGUAACGUUUCGACUCGAAGGAUCUGGUCUCAAUAGUGUUGUGAAUAUUCCAUCACUGAAAUACCGGCCCGAGGCUACGACGAUUCCUUUUUCCAUAGAGUCCACCGACGAACUUCGUCUGAACUUGACUCUUCCGCUUUGGAACACUCGAUCAGCCCAUUCAACACGUCAAAUUACAGAGAUCGGUCAUGUGAGCAACCUUCGAAUUGAUGGCGCAUAUCGCUACCAUGCGUCCGUCAAACCCGACUAUGUUGACAGAUUGACUCUCAAUGUCUUUGGACGGAGCUGUAGCUACAAAGCGUUUGGCUGGAGCAUACGCCACUUCAUCUCCUUGCAGGGGAACUACUUUGGUUCAUUCACAAACUUUGUACUCUCACCAGAAGCCAACCUCAAGCGUCAGAAAGGCAUCACUCUUGGUGAUCCCAUUGACGAGAAGUAUCGAGAAGGGCAGGCGAAUGCAUUCGAGGUUUCAUUGGAAACACGAGUAUCAGAUGUCACCAUUGCAUUGCCAGAGGCUCUCCUCGGAUACGAAGCAAGAGAUGAAACAGACUCUGCCAGUCUAGGUUCUUGCGCGCUAUUGGCUAUCCCCGACAUAUCUCUGUCGUUCCGGCUCCACGAUUAUGGAAUGGAAAUGACCCUGAAUGUCCACCCCAUCAGUGUCUCGUUUGCGGACCACUACUCGGAUAAGCAAUUCUGGAAAGGCGCAGAAGACCGUCGGAGCAGGAAAGAAGUUUUGAACAUCUCUGAACUUGAUAUUGUUGCCAAUCGCUUAUUUGGGCCAAAACCUCAUGCCGCCACAUAUGUUUGCAUGUGGGAGAUCAUAAUUGGGGAUGUUCAGGGUGUAUUAAGUCCAAAGCAAGUUGGGAAGUUGAUGACUGUACUGCAUACUUUUGGUGUCAACUUCAAGGACGAAGCAAAUGCACCGGCCCAAGAGUUUUUGCCAGAGACAUAUCCUGACGUAACAUUCCUCAAGUUGCGUCUGGAAUCCCUGAGUGUCAACGUCGAAACGGAGAGUGUAGCCGUGAUCUUCAGCCUCCCACAGGGAUCGCAACUUUCUCUCAACGACUUGCCUACGCAGACCGCCGGAGGCAUGAUUUCGGUCAUUGUCGCGGCUUGCGAAGUCAAGAGUCUUCUCAAAGGUUCUAUGGACGGUCAAACAUGGUUAGAGGCGGGGACGACCAGCCUUGAUGUUGCCAUAGACGUCUAUUCACGCCCCUUUGACUGGCGGAGGAAAGCAGAUAGGCAAUUGGACUUUAUCAAAACUCAAGAUGCAUCAACACGUCGCGUCCAAUUCAUAUAUGGAGAAGGGCCCAUCCAAGGCAAGUCACCUGAAGUACUCGCAGCACGGUCAAUCUGGUUGCCUCAUCCGUGCUUCCUUAAACCUCCCGCUCAGCCCGUGCAAGAAGUGAGAACACCUCGGAAACAUGCUUCAAGUGACUCCGAUUCAGAAGACUCGGCCGAUGUGGAUGUAGACGAGCAACUCGCCUUGUCAAGACCUCCAUCGUAUCCUGAUUUAAUGCGUUCGCUUCAGGAAUCGAGCGAUGCCGAUGAUUCAGAUGAACGGACAAGCCACACGGGCUCUAUGCCUGACACCAGAAUUGAAACCAGAAUUGAGGAUGAGUGGGAUGAUGAAAUUGGUUGGCCGUAUCUAAGCCACCAUGCAAAUGUGGUACGGCAAUACAGGAACCCAUACCGUCAGGUCCUCGAGCAAGAGAUGCACACUUCACAGUUCGAACUGAGUAAGGAUGUCCGCUCCUCUGAACCUAUUGGCCCGACCAACGUAACAUUCAAUCAUCCACAUGAUGACGACGGUGCGGUUACGGUCAUCCAGGUGGCGUCGAAAGCGGGGUUUGAACUCACCCUGAGCCCAAUGAUCGUACACGUAGUCCGCGACUUGUUACCAGCUCUCUAUGGAGCAUCUUCCAGCAUUGAACUUGAGAUUGAUAGUCUCAUGGGAAAUCUGUUCACGAAUGACGGCGACGGCCGCUCCAAUUCUCCCUCCUUGGAAAUCAACAUACCGGUCAUCCGCCUGAAGACCGUCCAAAGCAUCCUAUCUCUACAGGAAGCCGAACUGUUGAGGGAACCGUUUGGGGAUAUCAGAUCCGUAGGAGUUGACAUGGACCAGAGAAUCAUCUCCGUCGUCGAUAUUCGGAUCCUCAAUCCAUCCACAUCGGGGAUUUUGGGCUCAGAGGAACGACCACUGAUGGUUCGAGCUCAACAGGCGCUCCUUACCUUGUCGACAUACGACUCCCAUAUUCUGGCCGACAUGCGCCAUGAAAUCGCUGGUACACAUAGGGCACUUGAACUGACCAUCGAGGACUCCCAUGCCACUCUCGGGAGCAGCAUCGUAUCAACAUUAGGCAAUGUGGACAUAACGCUGCAGUCGGAGGCACCAGCCUAUGUCCUAUCGACGAUAUCCGUUGCUGAGAGAAUUUUCUCAGAGACCAGUAGUAUUGUCUCGAACUGGACCCGCCUUGAUUCUGCUCGCUCACAAUAUACUGCGUGGGCUGUCCUGCACAACACCAGCACUGCGGAAAGUGACCCUUUGUCACGGGUAGUGACGUCUCCGCUUGUUCAAUCUGGCCGACCGAGCGUGCUCAGAGGAGACAUUAACUGGAGGAUCCUCAAUCAUGCUCGACAACGACUCCCCCAUCUUCCCUCGGACGUCCGAAAUACCAUCAUCGAAAUGAACAAAGCCGAACUCUCCGCCAUCCCGGCAGUCUCUAGGGACGACCUGUUGUCGACCCUUCGAGAAACCUGGUCGGACUGGAUUGGCGAGCUUGCGGACGAGGAAGUAGAGCAGCUGCCGCUUUUCAAGCUGAUCAACCCUCUUUCAUCAUCUCGCCCUCCUGCAGACAUUAUGCAGCCACUCUCAAUUGAGACCGGGUUCCUUCAGCUUGUUCUCAAGGAUACAAAGGAAGGGAACACCCCGACCGCACCAAAAGCCUCGACCCAGGUAGUAAUCGACAUGUCCUUCCACUUCGAAAAGCUUUCCAUUCUCUCGAGGGCCUACAACUUUGCCUUCGAGAUCUCGUUGGUGAACCCAACGCUCGCAUUGCACUUUCUUUCCCGCACUGGACAACUGAAUCCCCGGCCUCUGCUGCAGUUAGCGCCAGAUUCUGCGGCCUCGAUUAGCUGUGCCUGGGAACGUCUUCAACUCAGAGUUUCUGAACGUGUUGCUUCCCAAGAGCAAAGUGUUUUAGCUGAAUUCGCAGUCAACCAGGUCUAUGCCACCGCUGUCUGGUAUAGCCGGAGUCGAGAACGGCCAGCUGUAAGGGUCAGCUUGGUGAUUGGGAAGGUCUACUUCUCAGUUCCGAGACACGUUGCAAGGUUGAUACAGUCUGUCGAGACUUGGUGGGAUGACUACUUUAGGAAUCAAGUCAACCCACUUCUCCGUCUCUUUUCAACUGCAUCAAGUCCUCGACCAGCCAGAAGGGUAUCGUUCAAACCUCAAGGCGGACUUGGAAUCGAGUUUCAGUCCAACGUCACAGAUGCAGAGAUCCGGUUACACGCCGUACUUGGUGUGUGGCUGGUAUGGCAGGUCAAGAACUCAGGAAUCGUUCUCGAGGGAACCAAGUCUACUGCCUCGGCAAUUCCACAUGGAAAAGCAGUCCUUCGCGUCACCUCUCAAGCGUUGGCUUUGGAAACAUGGCAAGACCCGCACGACGCAGCAACUAUACUUAAGGAACACUCAUUCAUAUUUCCAUUUCCCCCGAUGCAAGUGUCCGUCCUGCUUGCAAACAACACGCUUCGUUGUCGCGGAACCUUUGAACUCUUUGAGGUUGUUCUCAACGCCAACGCCAUUGACGCUUUUGUCAGAGCCUCUCGCCAGCUGGCAUCCAGUGAUAUCGAGCGAAUAUUUUCCAUUGUUCGGAGACCAGGGGAGUCCGCCCCAGUUUCUCAGAGCUCAUUCCCAUCUCCUACCCGUUCUUCUCUCGAAGAUAUUCGAAUAGAGGCUCAGUUCAUCCUUUCUGGCCUGCGACUCGUUCUCGAAGGGGAGUCAUCACUUUGUUUGCUUGACAUCGGCAACGUUCUCGGGGAAGGAUCAGCCCCGAAACAUGCAGGAUCGAUCUUGGACUUUGAUCGUCGAUCUCGGCUGGCAUAUAUGGUCUUCGAUAUGAAGGUUCUUUCCUUUUUGGAUAAAAAUCUUACCAACGUGCUGGAUGUUCAGGUGGAUAAAGUCCACGCUGUGCUUCAAGCUGCUGCCCUUGUGGUUUUAGGAGAUUUAGUUGACUCUUAUCAAGCCGAGGUGAUGCGUGGAAGAGAAGAGGUUGCUCGCCAACGACUCAUGCGGCGGCAGCGCAAUCGUUCUUCGGUAUCCCAUCCCACACGUCCACAAAGAGUAGCCGCUACAUCAACCUGGCUCGAUAAACGCAUCCUCAAAAUGUCAAUCAGUAGUAUUGGUGCCGCAAUCCCUCUCGUCCUUCACCAUACAACUUUUCUCCCUUCUGAAUCGUCUUCCGUGCCUGCAUUCUUACUGUCCAUAUCUUCGGUACAGUUUGGGACGCAGUUUGGGCAGAAUGGCGACGUCUCCGUGAAGUGCUUUGCUCUCCAGUUCCUUGAUCAGUUUGACCAGAGCGUACCAGCGCAUUUCAAUAGCAAUUCACAUCGCUCCAAGAAUCAAAUGGUCUACCCAGAGAUGCGCGCAGAGGUUAGCUCCAAGCAAACGGUUACAUCUCAGGAGUGGAUCAUCCACUCAAGGGUCAGCGGAUUUGAACUCGAUUUAGACCCGGAGAUAGCCACCUUUACUUUCUCACUUCUGGACGUCUACCGACUGGGACUCUCCAAGUUGGAGUCUCUAGCAGAGGUUGUCCAGUCCCCAGACACCUCAAUGCAAGUGCGUAACGACAAACCGCAAAGCCGCACCAGCAUCAGUACGAGGACGACACACGUACUGGCGUCUCUCGAGUUUCAAAGCGGACGCGUGCGUCUUCACCAUGAAGGACGACAAGCUUCACGACGGAGGAGCGCCCCAAGACUCUCUAUUCCUGGAAACCAGUAUUCCUCAGAGAUAUCCGUCGAUAUUCUCCUCCCUGUGGUCUCCUUGUGGACUGAAUGGCGCGCCACACCAGCAUCUCUAAAAGGGGGAAGCAUCAGUGACGAGGCACCUUCGAGUCUGUCCUUCAAGAGUACGAUUCACUCAAGCAAGAACACCGUUCCACCUACGGUUCUUCAAUUUGUGUCUCAACUCCUCGCCAAGGUUGAGGCACGGUUGAAUAGGCCCAAUCUGUCUGCUCCAGUUAUAGUUCAGAGGCCACCUGAGGAGACUUUGGAUCCAGAUGAUGAUACCAGCAAAAGUCUGCAGACAAUGUCGAUCAGCUUCAGUCUUCGCAUAGACCAGUCCACGCUCGAGUUCACUUGUCAGCCCGAUGUCAAUGUCAAGGGCUCUUUACAGUGGGAGUCUGGUGGCUUUGUAGCUACAGCAUCGCCUGGAGCAAAGUCUAUCGCGUUCAUUGGAUCGGUCGAGAAUCUCACUGCACACCUCCGUCACGGUUACCUCAAUGAAGACUGCUUUUCCGCUAGUAUUCGUGACCUAGCCUUCUCCACUGCCUUUAGCACUAGCCGAGACGCAGCUGGCAUUGGUUCUACCCGAACUUCCAUCGUAGUAGAGACCGAUCUUAAAGUUACUGCGCUAUUCGCCCGUCUACAAGACAUACUAUGCUUCAAGGCGGUGUGGUUUGACAGUAUUCCGACGCUAGGCGGUCAGGGUAUCACCCCAACGUCACCCUUAACGGCGGCUAGUCGAGAAUCUGCCUUCUCGGUUCGCAAAUUAUCAAAGAGAAGCUGGAAGACCGUCCUACUCCUGCGGGUUCGCAAAAUGGACGCACAAUUGGACCUCGGUCCCGCAGUGUCGACGUUGCGAUUAUCGUUAGAACCUGUGGUCUUCCGGACAUUACUCAGCAACCAACUUUCGGAGCUAUUUUUAUCCAUUGGCCUUCUGGAUAUUACCGCAUCAGGUUUAUUCUCGGGGAGCCUCAACGUGCCAGAUUUCCACUUCCGCACUGUUCGGGGCCGCGAGGGAAACUAUGAAAGAAAGCAUGGCAAGGAGACACUUCUCAACAUCGAACUCAUGAGUGGCUUCCUCAAGAUGUUGGUGAUGUACGAGCGGAAGCCAGUCUUUUUGUACGACUCGCAACCGUUACGAGUCGUAACUCUGGACGACUGGAGCAAGUGUCAUGUCGCUCAUAGUGACGAACACAAACUCCAGCUGCACUUCAAUCUUGUGGCGAGCGGGGUCAAUAUCGUCGCUGUUACCACAGCGCCAGCAGUUCUGGUCGACAUGAUUCAACGCAUUCAAUCGCUCCUACAUGCUCAAUAUGAAGGCGCUGCAAAGGAGUCCGAAGCCUUUAGGCGCACCAAUGGUCCGAAACGGCAUGUAAACGAAGUAGCGACAUCCAUGGUACAUCGCUCAGACAAGACGACGGAAGCCGACUUUGCAUGGAUGACUGUGCAACGUAUGCGAGUCAAGUUGGAUGCGCUAUUCAUUGGCAUUGCUCGCGAGAGUCUAUCCGAUGGACAAGCGUGGGGAGGAAUGGCGGCUACAUCCUUUGACGCCUGCCUGACGAGGCAUGUCAGAGGGACGUCAGAUGCGUCGCAAAGCGAGAUGGUCAUGUCGCUAGGCUCCUUGGAGCUCCACCGAUAUGCCAGUAGAGCAACCGAGGAGAUUCUGACUGCAACCGAAUGGCUUGGGAGACAACACUUUGAGAAGAAGGAAGUCCUCAAAGUCCCAGCCAUGAUGGUGGAGAUGAGAACGCGGGAGUUUAUCGAAAACGGCGUGCCUGUUCUUGCUUUCGAUCUACAGAACGAGCAAGGAAUCCAGAGCAGUAAUCGUCAGUUUUCCAUUGGAACCGAUCUUGUCCUUUUCGACUGGGUUCGAGACAUGUAUCACCUUACUGUGCAGCACGUCACCGAGAUGCGCAACCGGAGAGGAUCCAAGACGUCCAUGGAGUCGAAAGAGCCCGCGCCAGCCAAAGCGGAACAGCUUCCUCAGGCAUUCUCACUUGAGCCAUCUGCAAAGAGCGCUGCCGUGCAACCGCGCUCGGGGCCUUUCGAGCGUGGAGGAAAGCAAUGGAGGCCAGAGUCGAUCAAGAUGGUUCCUCCCGUGAUUCAACAACUCGGAAACUUCUCCCCGGGAGUUGGCUUCUACAAUUUGGUCGUCCAAGGUAGCUUGGAUUCAGCAGUGGCGAUCUGGGUUCAUGAAUUGGUAACUACGCCCGUGAGCGAGCUAAACAAUGUUCUCCUCUCUCUGUACACGAAGCAGUUGCAGAUGGAUAUGGCCCUGCCAAAAGACGAGGAACAAGACUGA
This is a messenger RNA of Serendipita indica DSM 11827, 9375 nucleotides long. The record is from the annotation of a GenBank genome assembly. Lineage: Eukaryota; Fungi; Basidiomycota; Agaricomycetes; Sebacinales; Serendipitaceae.